Lobosporangium transversale is the source of this 702-nucleotide messenger RNA. Its product is annotated as kinase-like domain-containing protein. Gene Ontology annotation, biological process: signal transduction; protein phosphorylation. The record is from RefSeq and is a predicted model, not a curated record. Gene Ontology annotation, cellular component: cytoplasm. Gene Ontology annotation, molecular function: ATP binding; protein kinase activity. The transcript has a single exon. The annotation marks the transcript as partial. Lineage: Eukaryota; Fungi; Mortierellomycota; Mortierellomycetes; Mortierellales; Mortierellaceae.
AUGAUUUUUACCUUGUGUAUCAACGACCAACUAACCUUUUAUUCAUCUUACUAUUGGCCUGGACCUCUACAGGUUCAUCAAUUGCUUAUAACGCCACCUUCACCCCAUACAAAUCCUCUUCUGGGCAUUGUCCAGUUAGGAGAUCAGGGGCUCACCUGUCUUGUAGUGCCCUACCAUCCUCUUGGCAACUUGCGUCGAUACAUUGCAGACCAACGAGCCAACCUCACAGCCAUUCAACAGAUGCAGCUCAUCCAUGAUAUCGCCUCAGGUCUCGAAUUUCUUCAUCAACGUGGUAUUCACCAUCUGAAUUUACAUUCUGCCAACGUUCUCAUCACAUUACAGGGUAUGGCUAUCUUGACCGACGUUGGUCGUGCCAAUAACAGAGCAGAGGUUGGAAUGCCUCCAAAGCCAACAGUAGAACAAGAGCGAGUGAGAUCAUUAGCAGUCGUCUUCCUAGCACCAGAAAUUCUUGCCUCCAACUCCUAUUCGAGUCGUAGUGAUGUUUAUGCUCUAGGCAUGGUUAUGUUCGAAUUACUGACGGGCAGAGUAGCGUUUGAGAAAGAUCUAGAUCGGCCAGGGCUAUCAACUAAGGUCAUGUUUGGACGACAAGAUGAGAUACCUGCUAAUAUCAAAGGCAGCCCUGGACCUGCAUAUGAAGCACUGAUUAAGGACUGCUGGAAACUAAAUCCUGCCGAAAGACCG